Trypanosoma brucei brucei TREU927 is the source of this 1458-nucleotide messenger RNA. RefSeq lists its product as hypothetical. NCBI's taxonomy places the organism in Eukaryota, Euglenozoa, Kinetoplastea, Trypanosomatida, Trypanosomatidae. The transcript has a single exon. The record is from RefSeq and is a predicted model, not a curated record. Gene Ontology annotation, molecular function: protein binding. The coding region runs from base 1 to 1458 and encodes 485 amino acids.
AUGUUAUGGAGCACACCGCCACAGUCCGAAAGGGUACCGCAGGUUUCGACGACGAUGGAGGAGCUCGCCAGCACCAGCAGUACACUCGAGCAACUUCAGAGUUUCUUCGUUCUUCACACAUUUGAUACGUCAGGGCCAUUCUCAGACCUUUUCUCCGUGCUCCUCUCAUGCUGCAAACAUUUGGUGGAUUCAAGCGUAAGUCAAAACACUGUCAUAUGCGGACAAGCGCGUGAAAUUGAGCGUUUGGCGCGUGAGGUUGAAGAACUUCGCGGCACACUUGUCUCUCAGCAGAGCUACUUUCAGGAUCUGGAGAGUCGUAGAUUAGCACACUCAGUGGCUUCAGCAGAGGAAGCGCAAGGAAUCAACGCGGAAGUAGUGGGAAGACGCCUCAACAAACUUGAUGAAGCCGUUCAUGCCGUACAAAAGACUGUAGAGGAAUACCGUCACCCCUGUACGGGAGGAGUAAAUGAGGAACGAGGGAUGUGGGAACGCGUUAACCGGUUGGAGGUGGAUUUGGAAAGUCUCAAAGAAAGGGUUUCAUCCACCACUGAAAAUAUUAGGGCAGAAGUGGCGACAAUUGGCAACGCAGUGAGUUCGAUCAAAACAUCGAGUGCCCCAGACUACAUCCUAGCAUCUCAAUCUUACACUGAUGCGAAGAUGGCAAAUGUGAGGGAAGAGAUUCUCAUGGCCAAGCAAUCGAAGACGAGCACCGCCGACGAUAGCAAGCUUUACACGGGCACGUCACCUCCACAAAACUGGAAGAGUGACACAGAGUGUGUGAUGAACAGGAGCACACGAAGUUUAGAAAGCGGGGACCCCAACGAGAAAUGUGGCCGGGCGGGUUAUCGGCCCUGUGGUACGGAAGUUUGGGAAAAUAUUCCUGCGCGGCUUGACGAGUUGGAGAGCCGCUUAGAAGUACUGGAAGUGUAUGCCCCCCACCACUCUGCCAUGGCCGCGCGCCCACCUCUGCUUGGUGUUGAGCUGCGGGACGAACGUGGUGGUGGUGUACGGGUACAUGAAGUUUUUAGUGGGUUUGCCGCGCAUGCCGCUGGUGUGCUACCCGGUGAUGUGGUGGUGGCGCUCAACGCCCGUAAUGUAAACACACGAGCCGAGAUGUACGCCCUUAUUGCAGAACUUACGCAGGAAAAUGAGGUGAAGCGGCGUCUUCUGAUGCAAAUGUACUAUGAAGAACAUUCUGGUACUUGUAGAAAUGAGGAAGCAAAGGAGGGAUGUUGCUUCCUUCAAGCGCCCAAUAGCGCCGCAGUUAGUGGAAGGUGGUUUGGUAGCGGUUCAGGCACGGCUGGUGCGGGUAACGUUAGGACAAUGAACAAAGCGGAACUGACCGCAGGUAUGGCAAGGAGAUGGGACCUUCCUAAGCUCCAGUUUGCGCUUCAUCUGAAGCGGGGUGUUUUUUUGCAUGAAGUAGUGGUAAUUUGUGAACGUGCGUCGGGUUCUUGA